GUGAAAGAAAGAGGAACACUAAACAACACUGGCACCAGUCAGGAGGGUUCUCCGUGGGACAGACUCAAUAAAACAGCUACACUCGCAAGUUCGAGAAGAGAAAUUUUCCAUCAUGAUCCACAGGUUGUUAUAUUACCGACAAAUAUAAUUUACUAGAUGGUGUCUUUAAUUUAUCAUUGGUGCCAAACAGCAAACCAUGGAUAGCUGUAAAAAUUCUUUAGAGCCUCUUUUAGUUAAAGUGUACGAUCACCUCCCGGUUGACGAAUGGACGCCUAGAGUUAGUCCCUGCCUUUGUUCUGUCAUGUUUUGUGGUUUUCUGUAAGGUGGACAUCUCUCUUGAGUCAAUUUAGGUUUAUGGGAAACUGCCCACCUACCCCUCUCCUAAGCUAACAUUAACACUUACUUCUCACUUUAGGCAAAAUUAUGAUGGCUUAGGGGAGGGGUAGGUGGGCAGUUUCACAGAAACAUACUAUCUAUGUCUGUCUUUGAGAGAGAGAGUUCACAAAGUUCCCCAAUCUUACCCUGGAAAAAGGAGUCUUGAUAAACAACUGUUGCGAUUGUUUAACAACACGUUAAAAUCAACUGACAGGAUGUGGUUCUUUUCUGUUGCAGGCCCCCAAUGACAGCUUGGAUUUUGUCAUCAAGUCAACCUAUGACCAUCAUAAAGAGUUUCUUUCCUCAAAGGCCGAGACCUUAGUACAACAUGAAACUGUUGGUUUGCCACAUGGGUAG
Porites evermanni is the source of this 732-nucleotide messenger RNA. NCBI's taxonomy places the organism in Eukaryota, Metazoa, Cnidaria, Anthozoa, Scleractinia, Poritidae. The record is from the annotation of a GenBank genome assembly.